Messenger RNA from Pogoniulus pusillus (Red-fronted tinkerbird), 5295 nucleotides. RefSeq names its product protein kinase cAMP-dependent type II regulatory subunit alpha (gene PRKAR2A). The record is from RefSeq and is a predicted model, not a curated record. The transcript has 11 exons. Gene Ontology annotation, cellular component: cAMP-dependent protein kinase complex. Gene Ontology annotation, biological process: negative regulation of cAMP-dependent protein kinase activity. Gene Ontology annotation, molecular function: cAMP-dependent protein kinase inhibitor activity; protein kinase A catalytic subunit binding; cAMP binding. NCBI's taxonomy places the organism in Eukaryota, Metazoa, Chordata, Aves, Piciformes, Lybiidae. Bases 144 to 1346 code for a protein of 400 amino acids.
CCCGCCCCACUUCCCCUCCCCUCCGGUGCGGCUCGUGUGACCGGAGCCGUUGGAGUCAGUUAGCGCCCUCGGACGGAGGCCCUGAGCCCGCCACAGCCGGCCGCAGACGGGGGUUGACGGCGGCCUCCUCGGUCCCCGGCACCAUGAGCAUCGAGAUCCCGCCGGGCCUCACGGAGCUGCUGCAGGGCUACACGGUGGAGGUGCUGCGGCGCCGACCGGCCGACCUCCUGCGCUUCGCCGCCGACUACUUCACUCGCCUACUGGAUGCCCGCGACCAGGAGGCGGCCGGCGACGGCCGGCUGAUUGCUAGCUUCGAUGGGGAACCCAUGCAGACGGAGUCCAACGGGGACGAGGAACCCGAUCGCGGCGACGAGGACUCCGACUCCGACUUCGAGCCUCCAGUUAUUAACCGAUACAACAGGAGAGUAUCAGUUUGUGCUGAAGCUUUCAAUCCAGAUGAAGAGGAAGAAGAUACAGAACAAAGGGUGGUUCAUCCAAAAACGGACGAUCAGCGGCGCAGACUUCAGGAAGCGUGUAAAGAUAUCCUGCUCUUCAAAAACCUAGAUCAGGAGCAGCUGUCUCAGGUCCUUGAUGCAAUGUUUGAGAGGAAGGUGAAACCUCAGGAACACGUGAUUGACCAAGGUGAUGAUGGUGACAACUUCUAUGUCGUGGAGCGGGGACUGUAUGAUAUUGUCGUGGCAAAAGACAACCAGUCACGCUGCGUAGGCCGCUACGAGAAUCACGGCAGUUUUGGGGAGCUGGCGUUGAUGUACAACACUCCUAGAGCUGCCACCAUUGUUGCCACCACAGAAGGAGCCCUUUGGGGACUGGAUCGAGUGACAUUCAGAAGAAUUAUACUGAAGAACAACGCCAAGAAGAGGAAGACAUAUGAAUUAUUUAUCGAGUCUGUGCCCCUUCUGAAAUGCUUGGAGGCAUCAGAGCGAAUGAAGAUCGUGGAUGUUAUAGGGGAGAAAGUGUUUCAAGAUGGGGAACGUAUCAUUUCUCAGGGUGAUAAAGCAGAUUGUUUUUACAUCGUAGAAUCUGGUGAAGUAAAAAUAUCGAUGAAAAGCAAGACUAUGACGAGUCAGGAAGCCAACCAAGAAGUGGAGAUUGCCCGGUGUCACAGAGGGCAGUAUUUUGGAGAGCUUGCACUUGUUACCAACAGACCCAGAGCAGCCUCUGCCUAUGCUGUUGGGGAGGUCAAAUGUUUAGUCAUGGAUGUGCAAGCAUUUGAGAGGUUGCUUGGACCCUGCAUGGACAUUAUGAUGAGGAAUAUAACACAUUACGAAGAGCAGCUGGUGACAAUGUUUGGCUCUAGCAUGGACCUGACGGAUCCAGGGAAUUAGGCACAGGGUACCUCAAUGCCUUCUUAGUUCAGGACACAGAAAAGCCUCCUAUCACAACUUACAAGGAAAACGGACACUACAGAACAGUUACUGCUGCUGUCUUCUUGGGCAUUUUAGAAACAAUAAACAAGUUUCAGCACAGAUGGAUUGCUCACUCCCUGCCUCCACUUUUCUGCUGAUACUUCAUUAUUAGACCUAGAUAAAGAUGAUUCUAACCGUAUGUCCACUUACUUGGUUCAGAAUGGCAUCUGUCCAACAGUUCAAGUGCCUGAUAUGAAACCCAAAGUGUGCAAGAUACAGAAGCCUCCUUCCUUCUGGUGUUACUGUUGGGAUAAAUUUUCUGAUCAGAUUCUGUAGGGGGAAGGUGCCUGUUCCACAGAGGCAGCCUGUGGAAUAUCAGCCUUUUAUGGGCUUAUUACCUUCAUCUGAUGCUUUCCUUACAUGUCAAAUUUGCUUUUAAUUGUAGCAUCUGGAUGAGAAGUUAAAAUACCAGUGGAGCCAGUUCGUAAGGUGGCACUGAAGUUUUCUUCCACCUGUUGAAAGUGGCAGGUUACUAUAGCUCUUUAAACCAAGUAAACUGAGCUGGGGACAUGGGAGAGUCUGCUUAGCAGCCAAAUGCUGAAAAUGAAGCAUUACUGUAUUUUAAGUGUUUUCCUGAGCAGCAAAGAACACUGUUUUACUCUAUGCUGUCCCCCAGAAAAGUGCAGUGGUUCAAAUUAAAUAGCCCAAAGGUGUCAUAACUGUCAUCUCUCCAAGUUGGCUCCUUGGUGAGAUCACACUGUAUGACCUUCUCUUGCCCACAGAGAUCCUUUAUACUGCUACGUUUCCCAGGGCGCUGUUGUUGCCUGGGUCAGUUUUAAAGCUUUUUAAGGAGGUGAAUGUUUUGUAAUUUAAAUGAAGACUGCUUCUGUACUUGUUGUUUACAGGAGCUCCCCUAGUCCUAACAUUUCACAGUAUUCUAACUUCAUUAGACACUUGGAUGCUUCCAGAUACCAUGGUGAUUUGCUAAACUUUGUUCCGAAGUUGGCAGCAUUUGACUUUGUGAAGCAAAUGUCUUUGCUAACUACACAGUUGGUGUGUUUGAGGAGUCUUGUUGGUUUAGGUGAUAACUAAGCUAAUGUUUAUCUAAAAUACCUAGUAAAUUUGCAGCAUUUAUUAGGUAGGUUCUAUUUCUAUAGCUUUAAUGACCUUAAUUGGCGUACUGCUGAGGUUUUAUCAGAGUACUCUCUAAAUAAGAAACAGGCCAUGAGAAGGAUGUUUUUACGGUGUACAAACAGAAUAUUUAUAGUAAGACGUUGAAUUUGUAGCUAAUAAAUCUAGUGACCCUUUGAACUUUCAUUCUUCUGCAGCUCAUGCAAAAUCUCCUGGUGUUUUAUGAGGUUAUACAGUUUUAAUUGUGGAUGCUAACAUAACAGAAGCUGCUCUUUUCCAUGGCCACCUGAACAAGAAUAGAAGGAUGCUAAUGUUGAAUCCCUGCUUAUCACAGUGGACAUUUCUCUAAGCAACGAGAUGCUUAGCUGCAACUCUUGAAGUUGAUUUCUGGACUUCUUUUUUUCCCCCUAAAUGGAUGAGUUCCUCUCAGUUCCUGCAAUAUGAGUAAGGUGGAAACUUGGUAAAUUGGAAUGGCUGUUGUCCAGUUGCUGUAAUUGGAGUAAUAUUUUUAUAUCAUGCAAAUGGUUUGUAAUGGCCACCACAGAGGUAGGUGUUUCCAUAUUAUUAAAGUCCUGGUUGUGAUGUCUAGUGGCUGUUCUAACUGCAUGUGUUUUAGAACAGUGAGUUUCCCCUGCUUUACUAGGCUGGUGAAUUUUCUUAUUAGUUAACAGCCAAAGAAGCAGCAAGUACUUUUCAUUCAUUCUUCCAAGGUUUAUAACACCAAAGAAAAAAAAAUCAUUCUCUCAAUUACAGAUUUAAAACAAGCAAACAAAUGAAAGCAAACCAUUAAAACCAACCAAAAAGUGAAAAAGCUCCAUCAGGUCCUUGAAUUAAUAACACAGGAAACUUUAAGAUACUCUGGGCUCCAAGGUGAGCCUUUCUGAAGCCAGAUCAUGACUGUCCUGCAGACCAGGUAUAAACUCUUCUCCAAGCCAGUGUGAGUUUCUGUGCUGCCUAAACGGUCAUGGGAACUAGAGAGAAACUUGCAGUGAAAUCAUCAUCUGGCCUUUGUUGCUCCCAAGCAGAAUAUCCUCUCAUUUAUCCAGAGGAGCCUGGCAGACUGAGCUGUCUUACAGGUGGAUUCUGGUUCCUACAGCCUGUGGUUCUCUGCAGGACAGGACUGUAUACCUCAGCAUAUGCAAAUUAAAAUUGUUCUGAAGCUUAAGCAAAAAAAAAUCCCAACAACCAACCAAGGAUCUAACUUUAGCCCCACUUAAGUAAUUUAGAUCCUUAAGUAAUUCUGCCUGGAAGGGAGGAUUUGGUUGCUUCUGCAGGUCAAAGGAGAGGAUAAGAAUGUGAAAUCAAAAGACUGGGAUCCUACGCUAGAAAGCGAAAGCCUUUGUUUUACAUUUCUCUAGAUUCCCUGAAGCAAAGGCAUAGUGAGCUAAAAGAGGACAAGCCUGUAAGAAGGCUCAUCCAUUUAAAAUCAUCAUUAGCAAUGUGCCUGACUAGUUUGGUCUGGUUUGACCAACCUGUUCUGUACAACUUUGGAGCAUGAAGAUAGUGAGAGAAGCUUGUAAUAAGAUAGUUAUCAUUGCCAGCUAUCUGCUUAGAGCACCAGCAUUAGGUCGAGUUGGAGAGUGAGUGAGUAGUGAUACCAAGCCCAAGGAGUGAAGAUCUAUCCGCAUCACUGUAUCUCAGCUUGUUCCUUUUCAUGCUGAUUGCUCAUUGCAAUUCUGGAGAGCAAGCCCAGGUUUUUUACUGCUCAGAGUCCAAUGAAUCUGCCAUGGAGUCUCUGGUAUUGGCAGUAGAGAGAGAUCUGUUUUUUAAUAGAAGAACUCAGCAGCAAAGUGGGCAGAGAGGAUAAUGUCUUCUAGACUUGGAGGGGAAAAAAAAGUGUCUUGUCUGUGGUUCCCUGCUUGUGAUUGUUGUGGAGUCGGUCAGAGGAGCUUUCAGUGGUCAAACACCCUGGCAUAUAGUAUUUCUGUUUUAAUAUCACAGCACAGGUUUCACAAUGUUAAAAGAACAAAACAAACACAAAAAGGGCAAAAGAGCUCUGUUUUUAGAAACAAAAGUGCAAAACUUAAAACUUUAAAAGUGCAAUUUUGCACAGAGGGCAAAAACCCCAACCCCUUCCCCCCCUUUGAAUGUCAGUUCCAUUCUUUCUUUUCUGUUGGCUGAAAGUGGAUUUUUGUUCUUGCCAUGUAUUUGUAAAUCAGUCUUGCCAAAUACAAACACGUUGGGGUUUUUUUUUUUCCACUCCAGAUGGUUUUUGUUGUUAUGGUUAUUACUGAUGAUUUUCACUUCUUUCAAACCAUAUAUUUUAUUUCAAGAGGCCUUCCCUGUGGAUUUCCUCCUGACAGUCUGCAGCACUACAGUGCAAUUUCAAGAUGCCAAGAGAAAGUCUCUAACCUCACAGGAGAACACUCAACUCUGCUUAGCUGGAUGGAGCUAAUAAUGCACUACUAAUUUUCCUCUGCUCUGUGGGGCAGGAGGGGAAUUACAUUCUGCAUAAAGUUGCUACCUCAAGGCUCCAAGUGCUUUUAAAGGUCUUUCACUUGGGAUAAUUUAAUAAGGCAGUUCUUAAAACUGCUCUGUUCUCAUUUCAAUGUUUUUUGGUUUUUAUUUUUUUUUGAGUCAUUGAGGGACCCUUGUUUUUAAUUCAUGUUGCAUUUAGUACUUGAUUCUCAAAGGAUGAAGAGCUGCAAAGUUUGGUUCUUGCACUACAGUGUUGAACAUGAAAGAAAAAUACCUGCCAUACAAACAGACAGUUUUUAACAAGUUAAACCACUCUGGGGUUCAGCUUCACUUUUGGUUAAUAAAAGCCUGACAUGUUGUGUCCAGCCUUCCUGUACAA